AUGACAUUAAAUGACACAACUACUAUUACUGUACUACAACAACAAACAUCUCCCGCCUCUAUCACCACAACUGCAUCCGCAAUGAAUUAUUUUCCCAAUAUGAUGGUUGCAGAAACACCAUCACGUCCCUUAAUUCAGAAUAAUUACUUGUUAACACCAGAAUGCAUUUUAUCUCCCUCCAUAGCUCAGAAAGUUCCUAUAACAACACCAUUAAUAUCUCCUACCACAAUUGUCUCGCCCGCAACUACCGCAACUAUUCCGUAUCAAUAUCCAAAUCAUAAUUAUGAUGAUCCAAGCUAUUUACCGAAAGUAACUAACCCAACUGACGAUGAAAAACGUCGACGUAACACAUUAGCAUCGGCAAAAUUUCGUAAUAAAAGGAGAAUGAAGGAACAAGAAUUAGAACGUAUAGCUAGGGAGAUGACAGAGAAAGCUGAAUUGCUUGAGUGUAGAGUUAAAGAACUUGAGAGCGAAGUUAAGCUAUUGAGAGGUUUAAUUAUUGAUAUUGAUUCUAGUCGAUUAAAUGGUUCAAGUCAUAAUAAUCGUCCAAUUAACAUUGGCAGUGAUAAUGAUUCAAUCUCUAGAAAUAAUCAAUUAUCAAGAAAUAUAAUGAUUGGUGAUGAUUAUAUUGAUGAUAAUAAUAGCGAUGGUGUUGGUAAUAGUCGAGUGGCAACGACAACAACUAACAUUUUUUAA
Messenger RNA from Entrophospora candida, 696 nucleotides. The record is from the annotation of a GenBank genome assembly. Lineage: Eukaryota; Fungi; Glomeromycota; Glomeromycetes; Entrophosporales; Entrophosporaceae.